Messenger RNA from Diplodia corticola, 2079 nucleotides. RefSeq lists its product as uncharacterized. The coding region runs from base 1 to 2079 and encodes 692 amino acids. The transcript has 2 exons. The record is from RefSeq and is a predicted model, not a curated record. Lineage: Eukaryota; Fungi; Ascomycota; Dothideomycetes; Botryosphaeriales; Botryosphaeriaceae.
AUGCACAAACAUCGCUCGACUUCAUCGCUGCUCGAGAGGAGAGGAUCAAUCAUGGGCGCCAGGAAUUUAUUCUCUUCUUCUUCGUCGUCGUCUUCGCGGGAACCCGGUACGCACGGCGCGGCCGAAGUGGAGAAGCAGUUGCAACGGCCGCGGACCAGUGCCGGCGCCGCCGAGGCUAGUCCGACCAAGAGCAGGUUCUCGAGACUUCGGUACCACCGGAAUCGCAAAACGACGACGGCCGCCGCCCCAACGGAAACGGAAAGGACUCCUGUUGUUGAGCGCCAGGAGAACCAGCUGCGGCAACGGCAUCAAUCGACGCUGGGACAGCUCCCUGAGGGAGCAUUUUUGGACUUCGACGAUGAUGCAUCCGACUCGGAGAGCAGGCCGUCGACAUCGAGCAGCGUUGCCAGCAGCGUGAAGAGCAGUGGUGGAUGGAGCUGGUCGAUGAGGGGCAGGAGGAGCAGUGUCAGUUUAAGAGAGCGGUGGAGAGCAAGCAGCAUCUCCUCCUCGUCAUCGACUUUAUCUUCAUCCUCAUCAUUCUCGUCCGCAUCUUCUUACAUUUCCUCAGCCUCGUCAUCCUCAUCUAGUACUUGGGACUCCCUCGAUUCUACCCCUCGUGCCUCUAUCGCCUCAUCCCGCACCUCCUACUCUAGCGAUGAAGAGGCGGCCCCUCCUCAAAAAACCGACUCGGGAAAACUCCGCCCCACGAAAACCGUCCGAGCAUACGUUUGCCGCCAUUUCGUCUCGAUACCCAUCCCGGAGGAGGAGGAGCCAGACACCGCAUCCACCUCCGACGCAAUCCCCCCUUCAGAAAAUCAACAUGUCCAGAAAGACCAGCAGUUCCAGGGACCGCAACCGCUCCCAACGCCCUCACCGGAUGAGAACGAGGAUUGCAUCACAGAUCCAAUGGCCGACGCCUUCGAUAUUAACGACCACCUUCCACCACCCCAUAUCCUGCGCCCUUGGGCUGAACCCACGCCUCCGCCUACCCCUCCGCUGCAGGCGAAACAGCUACAACUUCCCUCUCCAUCGCCACCACAGCUGGAUACCCUUCAGGUACCGCAGAGCCCGCCACCAGUACCGGGCGUGCCGACCUUCACCAUAACACCCGCGUCUCCGAUCCAACCUACCGGCCGCUCUCCCUUCUCCUCUUCCCCACCUAUCGCCCCCCAUCGCUCCUUCUCUGCGCCUGUCGUCGGAGGCCCGAUUGUCGUCCCGGCCAACGCCCCUCGCAGAAGAUCAACAACGAUCUCGUCGUCGAACGCGCCGUCGUCGCUCGGCCAAACUAACAAGGUCGAAAAGGGCACGCCGGCAAUGUGCCCGACGUGCGUGAAGCUACAGGAGUCGAUGGCGCAAAUGCGCAAAGUCGCCGGCAUCUAUGGACCGCGGCACAGCCUGACGGUCGCGGCGGCCAAGACUGCGCGCGCAGCGAGGGUAGCGUGGGCCGGGGCGCAGUGGGAGGCUAGUUGUGUUUGGGAAGAUGACUGUGGUGGUGAUGAGGCCGUCGUGAAGUCAAGAAAAGAAGGGUUGGCGAAAGAGGAGAAAAAACAGAAGAAGGUCGUCAGUUUCCAACCGAGCGCCACGUUCUUCGUCGACCGCGAACCGUUCAUCGAGCCGCCGCAGCCUAAGCCAUCGACAGCAGAAGGCGGGGACAUCGCUUCGGACGAGGAGGACGAGAAACCCGACGCCGAGGCGCAGCUCCAGCGCGAAAUGAUCAUCGGACAGCGGCUGUGGGGCCCGCUCGGCGAGCGCGGCCGCAAGCAACGCGACUUCAAGCGGUCCAUGAGCGAGUCGUACGUGGCGGGCCGGUGGGCGCCGCCCGGGCGCAACGGAGAGUGGCUGGACACCAGCGGGCGGACGCAGACGUACGAGGAGUUUUGGGCCGCGGACAAGCACCACGCCAAGGCGAAGGAUGGCGGGUCCCACGGUGCUGCGAGCGUGUUGGGCGGCAAGGUCAUCAGGGGAGUUCUGGGAAAAUUCGUGCCCGGCGCGGGGGCGCAUGCGGCGGCGAAGAAGGAGAGGGAGAGGUUUGAGAGGGCGGAGAGGCUGGAGAGGGUGGUGGGGUUGGAGGUUGAUUGA